GGCAGGCCAGGCGCUUGUCAGACAGACACAGACACAGGCAGACAGCUCAGAAAUCGAAUCUUUUAGUGAAAUUUCCUGAAACACACCAGCAGCGACAAAUUACGAAAGGAUGCCUCAAUCCACUCUUUAUGUUGUCCUCAUAAUAAUUAUACUGACUCCCAACGUUUUAGCAACCAUUAAUUACGAAAUAUUUUCAGAUUCCAACUAUCCUGGCAAGUGCGUAAUCAACACAGAACAUGACCAGAAAAUAAUCGGAGAUGGCGAUGUUAUUCCUCAUCCCGCAAAGUGCGGUCGAAUCGAAUGCGGGAGAGAUGGCUGGGCAUUGGUCUAUACGUGCUCAGAGGAUAAGAUAGUGCCAAGCGGCUGCGAAUAUAAAUCCGUAGACACUGGACUUUAUUAUCCCGCUUGCUGCCGGGCGCCUCUAGUUUGUAAUGAAAUUUAAAAAAAAAUCCUAAAAAUAUUUUUGAAAUUUAAAA
Drosophila bipectinata is the source of this 476-nucleotide messenger RNA. The record is from RefSeq and is a predicted model, not a curated record. Lineage: Eukaryota; Metazoa; Arthropoda; Insecta; Diptera; Drosophilidae.